GCAGUCUCAGAUCCAACUAAUUCAAGAGUUUGAAAAGUUUGGGAAAUUUUGUGAGACUUCCAGAACUGACGAGAGUGAGUGCAGGCAGUGGCUCUCUGGAAUUAUAAGCCUGCAAUAAAAUUUCCUCUGCAGCUCAACGAUGUCAGCGCAUUUCAACAAGGGACCUGCGUAUGGACUCUCAGCAGAGGUGAAUCGCAAGAUUGCCCAGAAAUAUGACCCACAAAGAGAUGAGGAUAUCCGGAGGUGGAUUGAAGAUGUGACUGGAGUCACUAUAUCUGAAAACCUAAUGGAUGGGCUGAAGAAUGGAGUCGUACUGUGCAAACUUAUUAAUACACUGCAGCCUGGCUCAAUCAAGAAGAUUAACGAAUCCCCACAGAACUGGCACCAGCUGGAAAACAUUGGAAACUUUCUCAAAGCAAUCGCAAAAUACGGCGUGAAGCUUCACGACAGCUUUGAAGCCAACGACCUGUAUGAGAACUGUAACUUGACCCAAGUUCAGACCACUCUCAUGGCCCUAGCUAGCUUGGCAAAGACGAAAGGGUACCAAACUAAAUCAGACAUUGGUGUGCGGUAUGCAGAGAAACAGCAACGUGCUUUUAACAGUGAGACACUGAAAGCAGGACGGAACAUCAUUGGACUUCAGAUGGGGACAAAUAAAUUUGCCAGCCAGCAGGGUAUGACAGCCUAUGGCACCAGAAGGCAUCUGUAUGACCCUAAAACUGGAGUGGAGAAGCCCCUUGACCAGACAACUAUCAGCCUCCAAAUGGGAACCAACAAGGGGGCAACACAGGCUGGAAUGACGGCCCCAGGAACACGGAGACACAUUGUUGACAACAAGCUGGGCACUGAAAAGUGCGACUCCAGUAUCGUGUCGCUACAGAUGGGAACAAACCAGGGGGCCUCGCAGAAAGGAAUGACUGUGUACGGGCUGAGCCGCCAGGUGUUUGACGCCAAGUACUGCUGCAUUUCCAACUACCCCAACGACGAUGGCAUCCUGUUGGCAAGCGGCUCGGAAUGCAGCGAAGGUGACUACCAAGGAGAGUACAAAUACAAUCAGCACACGGAUGCCAUUCGCCGCGGGCAAAUCUAUCAGGGCUUUGAGUGAAAGCACAGUGAUACCACUCAACGGACUGAUUUGUACAAAUGUGCAUCGCAUCCUUACAUACCCCUUCACCCAAUGCUCAGUACUAGGGCCCCAUGUGUAAAACCCUGGUCAAAGUGACACAGAACACUUCCCUGCCAAUGCACACUGCUGCAGAAACCUAUACCCAGCUCCAGUGCCAAAAAUGAGUUGGCAGACACAUCCAUUCUUUUUCUUAUCCACCCGAGUCAGUGAUGAACUGGCCAAUUGACUCAAAACAAUCGGAAAAUGCAGGCCAAUGCAACAAUUGGCAAAAGGAUAUUGAACUAUUGGGUUAGAUCCAGUUUCAGGAGUUUCAAUGGUCAGGUUUUGUAUGGCAAUCCCAAGUCUUCAGUAACAUACUCUGAAUCAGUUUUCUCUCAUCAGACUAAUAUUUUGUACAAUAUUGGAUAUACAAUCCCAAUAUAUACAACAAUGUAAUUGACUGUCCACCUGUCACAGGGAUAAAUUCUGUAUUCCAACACUGCCAUGUUGUAUAAUUAAUACAUGAUACUGGUGGGUUUAACUAUACAGUCCCUGUAAAAUGCAAUGCCAGUCAUCACUGGGAUGUGGGCUGUUUCAUAAUGCCAGCUUUGAUAAUUUGUUGGACUUCCAUCAUGGUAAAAUCUAUGCUGAUACACAGAGAGAACAACAUGUUAAACCAUCUUAACCCACUCAACGCUAAUCCUGUAGCUGGAGCAAGAGCAGAUGAUGAUGGACGCACGUUCAAAGUAUUUAGAUUAGUUUCUAGAAUUAGAGGAGCUUCUUUUCAAAAGCAGUACUUUAAGUAUCUAUACCCACUAUAAGCAUUAGUUGUAGAUCAAGAACUCCCCCUGCGCACAGACACUUUCCUUUCCAAAUUCUACCAAACGCCAGGCUUAAGCAGACAGUCAAACUCGACAACAGCGAAGGCUGAAAUCAGGCCUUGGGACUUCCCUAUAGUCAGCUCACUGUUUGUACAGAACAACCUCCAAUGGAAGGACAUGCCAAGUGUCGGGUAAACUGAAGGUAAUAUUUAUGUUCAAUAAAACUGUGACAGCACCAGCACCAGGGCCAUAACAUGGACAAGCAUUUUGUCAAUUGGUUCAUUGUGAAGAUGCAAAAAAAAAAAUGUAGCCAGCCAAGGCCUGAAAUCAGACGCAGCCAGCGAGCACAUCUCUGUGGCCAAGCUUCAGCUGUGUUCUGCCCCCAGCUAACAGUGUCUGUACCAGUUCCUCAGAUUAAUGUCCAUCUGGCUGCCACUGCAGAAUAAAUCAUCAGACAGUGCAUACAUAGUAAACAGAAUCCACCCUGGCAAUUAGUCAGUCAUAUCUGGAAACCUUCAGACACUAUCAAUUCUUUGUUUGAUGAACUGUGUUCAGGGCAACGUGAUAGUUUGACAUCAGUUAUUGAACUGUUAACUAUCUCCUGUGACUAAUUAAAAGGCCUCUUACUGCAGUAAAUAAUGUGAAAUGUCUGCUGUUGUCCUAAUCCAGAGCACAAAGUUUAAUAAAUCCAAAACACAGUGCAAGUCAAUGAAUCCAGAGCACACCAUGUCAAUCAGCAUUGAACAACACAAAAGUUGUUAUUCAGUCAAUCGUUUAUAAUCAGAGAUGGUUCCCGUUUCUAUUUCCUCCAAACUACAUCAGAACCGCACCACCCUGAUACUUUUACCCUUUACCUACAUUGGAAUGGUAAUGCACAGAGAUACGUCCCAAAAAGGCUGCGUUAUACUGCAGAGGGGUUGCACAAAGCUCCCCCUCCAACAUACUCCUUGCAGCACCCACUCUGAUCCGUGUGUUGCUUGGAGAUGUUACCCGACUGUCCAUUGGAGCAGAAUCACAUUGAGCACAGUGCAUUAGAACAUUGCACGGUCAUGGGCGCGCACUGUAUCAGAACGUCACACCAGGAACUCUUCCACAUUACACUUAAUUGUAAAGGCAUGAUCAUCGAGCUUGGAUUUUCACACAAAAGGCAGUAUUAUGUCAAAAUAACAUUGCUCACAAGGGAUAAAUGUUUCAAUUCCAUUUCCUGGCAGAGAUGUGAAACUGUUCAAAUAAGGACAUAACAUGCUGGAAAUAUUCAUCAGUACGGCUGCAUCAGUGAUAGAGUAGGCAAAAUUACCAUUUCGGGUCAAAUCCAAAAUACAUCUUAGGCAGGCCAGGCAAUGAGUUCUGAAAAUUGUCACAUGUAGCUGAAAAUUUCUCUCAGGAACAGAUAUGAGGGAAAACCACGCACUGUCCGUGACCCCAGCUGCAAGAUGAUUUGGAGCCUUGUUUGCCUCCAACAAACUCCAUUCACUUUGCCUGCAUUUACACUCUCCAACAAUAUGAUCAGACAAAUUCUAGCAUCUUGAUUGCACAGGAUGUACAAGAACUACAGAAGUUGAGCAAGGAAAGGGUAAAGUUCAGUGGGAGGGAGUGAGGCAUGUAGUUACUAGAACCACUAAACUAAUAGGCCCAGAAAAUAUUUCUGUGCUGUGUAGGAAAACAAGUUUAAAGCAGUGUUGAUAGGUUCUUGAUUAGUAAGGGCAUCAAAGGUUACGAGGAGAAGACAGAAUGGAAUCAAGAGGGAAAAUAAAUAUGUUAAGAUUGAAUGAUGGAGCAGAGUCAAUGGACUGAAUAGCCUAAUUCUGCUCCAAUAUCUUAUGUUCAGCCUAAGAUACUACUGGUUACUGACAGUACACCGAACGCUGGGCACAGU
Messenger RNA from Hypanus sabinus (Atlantic stingray), 3802 nucleotides. It is a transcript of the gene cnn1b, whose product is annotated as calponin 1, basic, smooth muscle, b. Gene Ontology annotation, molecular function: actin binding. The record is from RefSeq and is a predicted model, not a curated record. The transcript is spliced from 7 exons. NCBI's taxonomy places the organism in Eukaryota, Metazoa, Chordata, Chondrichthyes, Myliobatiformes, Dasyatidae. Bases 140 to 1105 code for a protein of 321 amino acids. Gene Ontology annotation, biological process: actomyosin structure organization.